Symbiodinium necroappetens is the source of this 4293-nucleotide messenger RNA. The record is from the annotation of a GenBank genome assembly. Lineage: Eukaryota; Dinophyceae; Suessiales; Symbiodiniaceae.
AUGAUUCAGGUAAGGCGCUUUUUGAUGAUGACAUGGCUGCUGGGGUUCUUUGAGUCUCCCGGCAUCCACUCCUACAAGCUGUCCGAGUCGCCUCCGAUCAACACCACCAACUCAAGAGAGCCGACAGUGUUUCGCGAGGUGGAGAAGAACUUGGUGCAUGAAGCAGGUGAGGUGAACACAAUGUCCGAGCCGCAUGAGGGAGCCACCAAUGACACAGCAGGCUUCAGUGAUCUGGCCACCAACUUGGAGUUCUUGCUGCUCAAGGUGGCACAACUGGAGACCGAGCUGAAAGCCGCGCAUACCGAAAUCGACACCAUAAAGGAGCACGUUGGCUUGGACGUCCAGCACGUUGCAAUGCCGAGGAAGGGAUUUCGUGAUCCCAAUGCAGCAACGGAUGAUCUCAAGAAGGCCUUAGGCAAGCACCACCAUCAGCGCGAGACGCCCAACUACGAUCCCAAAAACCACAAGGACUCUGUGGCGGAUACAUCCGAGGCGCUCCUCGAACGUCAGGACGAGACUUCAGAGAGGUCUUUGGAUGAGACUGGCAUCAUCCCCAUCUCCAGCAGUGGUCCCAGUAUCCCAUUCGAUCUGGGCUGCAGUGGGAGGGAGCCGCACGCUUCUGUGGACGGCCACGAGCUGACGAUCAACUUUGGCGGAUUCAAUUGCUGGCUAUCGGUUGCCGGCACCCGGAGAAACAUCAACCUGCCAUUUGGCAGCAGAAAAGUGACGCUUCCGCAUGCGCCCCCUCUCUCGCACGAGCUGCAGCGGGCUGUCUCGAUGAUGCGUGAUCUUCUGAGAGCCGAAGGCUGCAACACAGCAGACAUAUUCCACUGCAUGGCCAAGAAAGUGGCGGACCGCCUUUUCGCGCCACCCAUGACUUUUCUGCCAGACCAGCUAAAGACUGUUGUCAAUACGGGCCGGGACUAUGUCCAAAGGAUGAUGAACAUGAUGAUGGAUCUUGGCAUCCCGGCGGACUGCGAUCCAAACAACCCCAUUGAGUGCAUGACCGAGAAAGUGGCGGACCAGCUCUUCGCGCCACCCAUGACUUUUCUGCCAGACCAGCUAAAGGCUGUUGUCAACACGGGCACGGAGAGCGUCCAAAGGGUGUUGAGCAUGAUGACGGAUCUUCUGAACACAGCCCACUGCGAUCGAGGCAACACCUUCGACUGCAUGGCACAGCAUGUCUUUCACUGGCUGCCCCAGCAGUUGCACACAGUUGUGAAUGCGGGCCAGGAGGGUGUCGACAGGGUCUUCGCGAUGAUCCGUGAUCUUCUGAACACAGCCCACUGCGAUCGAAGCAACACCUUCGACUGUAUGGCACAGCACGUCUUUCACUGGCUGCCCCAGCCGUUGCACACAGUUGUGAAUGCGGGCCAGGAAGGCGUCGACAGGGUCUUUGCGAUGAUCCGUGAUCUUCUGAACACCCCGCACUGCGACAGAGGGAACGUUUUCCACUGCAUGGCCAAGCGUGUGGCAAGCUAUGUCAUGCAAUUCGAGCCGCCGCUGAACUCGAUGCCUGGUCCGGUUGUCGUUCUUGCAGGCUCGAAUGUCAACUCCGUGAAGAGCUUGAUGGCCAUGGGGGAUGACCUGACGCAUUGCCAAAACUUGGAGUCCGGCCAUGAAGUCAUGAAAUGCCUAGGCUACAAGAUCAUCGAGCGGGUACCUCCUCUGAGCUACCUGAACCAGCUAGGUGACGUGAUCCCUGAGUAUCUCGAGACCUUCGCCAAGGCGGCCACUUCCUUGGCAAUGAAGGCUUUACGGGGAGGCACUUCCCUUAUCGAGAAGGCCAGCGUGUCCCAAUUCCCGCCCGUCGGCAACAUGCCGGUGCGGCACCAGCAGGGGAAUCUGGUCGUGGAGGUGCACUCGCAAGAACUGCAUCCCUCGCUGUUGCAGUUCUUUUCCGGACAGGAGAAGCAGGGAGUGCCAGUUCCAGAAUUUGAGGAUGGUGGUGAUGUCCACCUCGCCAACUUGAUCACCCAGUUCCAUGGCAGGGAGGCCGAUUCGGGCUCUUGCCUGGCCUUUGCACCCCGAACCAAGACCGGGGCCCAUGUUGGCAACCACCAGGAGGCGACGAAAGACGACUGGACGACGGCAAAGAAGGAGGACUUCGUCCAGUUGGAGCCUUGGGCGGUGCCCUGCGACAACACCUGGAUGAAGGAGAACUGGAACAAGUGGCAGGGGUACUCCUUCUACACGGGCGAGCAGGCCGUCGAGAAGUGCCUGACAGUGAAGUUCGCCCUGAACAUCCAGCCUGUAGUGUCCGUCAUCUUGGGCUUGAGUUUCGAGCUUCUGCCGGAAGAACUCUUCGAGGUGAUCACCACGGUGUGUUGGCCGAACCAGUUUCCUGGUGGCCUCGACUUGUCCGUCCUUCGUUCGGAGAUCAAAACCGCCAACCACCUGCUCUUCAGCCGGACCCUACGGCUCGCGAAGCGCUUCGGCAAUCAUACAGACUUUGCCAAGGAGAACCUGGGCACCGGAUACGAAACCUGGAGAUCAUCGCUUGGUAUCGAUAAAGGGGAGAGCGGCAGUGCGAUCGAAGCCAUGUCGCUUGUGGACAGCAACCGUAGUGAAGUAAGCGGUGGUGCAAAGACGGAGUCCUGGUACUGGAGGACAGAGCCCGAGGAAGUCUACCUGGCUUCCAUCGACUAUGGUGACUCCAUGGAGCCCAACAGGACCUGGGAGGUGCGAGGAGAGGAUGCCAUGCUUCGAUUGAGCGAAAUGCAGGAGGCUCGCAAGCAGGACCGGGAGGAAGUCAUCGAGCUCUUCAACUUGCAGGCGAAUUCGGGAAAGUCGAACUUCCACAUCCAAGGCCUCCUCGACGGCAACGUCGUAGAGAUGGGUGUCCAGAUGGGUUUCGGACCCUUCCAAAGCCCGAGUCGGAGAGUUCCUUUGGCUGACAUCGGAGUGCAGUUUGCUGCCGUCCUGACCGCAAUCCCUUGGAUCUCUGUCGAAACGAAGAAGACUGCCAUCGCAGCUUUGAAGGACUUCUGGCCAGGGCACGACGUGCUUGUGGGGCCCGAGCCAGCUGACAAGUCUUCCAUGGUGGCCUGGUUCAAGAGCGAAGAUGCCGACUCAGCUUGGAACAGCUCCGUGGGCAGCUGGCAGGCUCAUGUGACGAAGGGCAGCGUCACGAAAAAGGUCGAGGCCGGACACGGCGCCACAUAUCCCGUUGUCUACCUCACCGGCGACACCAACACCGGAAUAGACUUCGGCCAGAUUAUGAAGCCGGACUUCACCAUCUGCUCCGUCACGCGAUACCUCGGAGGAGAAGGAGGAGCAAACAAGCAAAUCCUCCAGCACGAUCAGUGGCACUGGUUUCAUGGUCACUGGCGGGGACAUGUGGGGGUUGCACACUACAACCACUGGGUGACCCAUCCUCAAGGUCCACAUUGGCGGCAGCAUCCGGGCUUGACUGGCUGGCUGGUGAUGUGUGGCAACAGCGCGGGGGUUGUCUUCAGGGGCAAGGAGAGGAGAAAUGUCGGAGAGACCGCGGCACUCAAGUCGCAUGCAGAUGCCCACUUGUACAUCAACGAGGGCCGCCAGACCGGGGAGUCAUCGGACUUUGGCGUCAUGGAGGUCAUCGUUUGGAACCGGGCGCUCUCGGAAGAUGAGAUGUGGACCAGCAUGGAGUACCUGAACGCGAAGCUCGGGCCCCUUGAGCGCCAACCAGCUGACCAGUCGUCCAUGGUGGCCUGGUUCAAGAGCGAAGACGCCAGCGCAGCUUGGAAAAGCGCGGUGGGCAGCUGGCAGGGUCGCGCGACGAGGGGCAGCCCCACCAGAAAGGUCGAGGCUGGCCACGGUGCCAAAUUUCCGGUCGCAUACCUCGCCGGCGACGUCCACACCGGAUAUGACUUCGGCCAGAUCAUGAAGCAGGACUUCACCAUCUGCUCGGUCACUCGCUAUGUCGAAGGAGGAGUACAGAAGAGAAUUCUCCAGCACAACCAGCCGAACUGGCUUCAUGGCCACUGGGGUGGGAAAGUGGGGGUUACGCAUUACAACACGUGGGUGAACGAGGAGGGGCAGCUCACGGGCUUGACCGAUUGGUUGGUGCUGUGCGGCAACAGCGCAGGGGUUGUCUUCCGAGGCCAAGAAAGGAAGAACCUUGGACAGCACACACCGGUGAAGUCAAGCCCAGAUGCCCACUUGUACAUCAACGACGGCCACUUUACGGAGUCUUCGGACUUUGGCGUCAUGGAGGUCAUCGUUUGGAACCGGGCGCUCUCGGAAGACGAGAUGUGGACCAGCAUGGAGUACCUGAACGCGAAGCUCUCGCAUCGGCCUGAGUCGGCCUGA